Molecule: messenger RNA, 1925 nt
Organism: Bufo bufo (common toad)
Lineage: Eukaryota; Metazoa; Chordata; Amphibia; Anura; Bufonidae
Gene: FAM151B
Product: family with sequence similarity 151 member B
Exons: 6
Coding region: 35-982 (315 amino acids)
Source: RefSeq, a predicted model, not a curated record
AGGUCGCUGGGCGCUGUGUACAUCUGCGCUUUAAAUGAAGAGGCGGUUGCAGUGCGGUAGGUCGUGGCUGCGUAUCGCUUGCUGCACAGGAACGGUGCUCGUCAUUUACCACCUGGUGCUCAUCACUUACCACCUUCUGUGCUGUGACGUGCCCCCGGGUCUAGCUAUGGACAAGAGCCGUGAUCCAUGGAGUGAAAGUAUAUUGGACUAUUUCUUGAAGAAAGAUCUGAUAAAAGCCAGAGAUGGAGUAGAAAUAAUCUGGGAGCAUGCAGCAAACAGCAAGGAGAAGUUACGCCAGGCCCUGCGGAGUGAUGUGCAUAUGAUCGAGGCCGAUGUUCUCCUCCGAGGGGCUGGGCGUAGAGAACCUAUAAUGGCUCAUCCUCCUUACACUGACAGUGACAUAAAUCUACAGGACUGGCUGUCUGAGGUCUCUGCAUCUAGUAAAGGCAUUAAGCUUGAUUUCAAAAGUUUGGAAGCUGUGCUGCCUUCUAUGAAGAUCUUGGAUGCAAUGAAGGAUAAUCUUCAUCAACCUGUUUGGAUAAAUGCGGACAUACUUCCUGGGCCUGGUGGAAGUGUCACAGUGGAUGCAAGAGAAUUUCUUCAAAUCGUCACCUCUUUCUUUCCAAAUGUUACUCUAUCAUUGGGCUGGACAACUGCAUGGCAUCCUGAUAAAAGCAAUGAAGGCUACAGCUGGGAGAUGGUGAGAGAAAUGGAGAAGAUAUGUAAGAAUCUGAGCCAGCUUGUGACUUUCCCAGUCAGAGCAGCUUUAGUGCGACAGUCGUGGCCUCAGCUGCAGUGGCUGCUGCAGACGUCAGACAGGUACAGCCUGACCGUCUGGUCAGGGAAGGAUGACAUCUACCCUGUGGAGGACCUGCUGUACAUUCGACAGCAUUCUGGGGCUGAUCAGAUAUUUUAUGAUGUGUUUGAACCUCAAAACGGUGAACUGAAGCAGGCCGUGAAACGAAAACAACAAGCAAAAUAAAAGUAACACUAAAUAAUGGUAGUAGCUGACUGAGGGAGGUUCAUUACAUCUUUUGGUGGAACUGUAUGCCACAGAAAGCAACACUGCAGGGAACAUAAAGCAAUAAAUAGGCCUCAUUAAAAUCAAUGAUCCAUCCACAAAAUACUAUACAUCGACACUAUUUUGUUUUACUUUGGCAUAAUUUUACAUUUUUCCUAUUGCAUAGUGUGUCUUUAGGUCUGUUUUGGGAUAGUUGGGUCAGAUUUUCAGUUACAGCUAAUAAUGAUUUGUCAUAGGGGGCCACAUAUGGUCCCAUUUAUCAUGUCCUUGUUGUAUUUCAUUUCUUAGGUUCUUCACACAAUCCCCCACCUUCCCGGGGCUCACGCUACAGCUAGAAAGACUUUUAGCGCGCAGUAAUGUUUUUAUUGGCAAUUUAAAGGGGCUGUCUGAGAUAAUUAAAGUCUCAGAGAUGCUACUGAAUGGUCUGAAUUAAAAGAAAAAUGGUCUUAUACUUAUUAUUUGCAGCGAUGUUCUCUGUUUCACCAGUCCAGUGCAGCGCUGUCGUUCCCGUAUACGGUACAUGACCACUACAGCCAAUGCCUGUCCACAGCAGUCUACCAUUGAGGAAAGUAAUUGGCGGUUACAUGUCACUGUGACAUGCGGGUGUACAGCACGCCACCGCUGCAGUUGGUAAACAGGAGUGAUCGUAGGACUGGAGGCACAGAGAAUGGCGUUGUAGAAAAUUAUAGCGUCAUUUUUAUUAUAUUUGUGAGGUUUUUUUUAGACAAUUUGGGGUCUUGUCUGAGAUUUUUAAUUAUCUUGGACGACCCCUUUGUAUCCAUUACACAAAAUCGAAGUAGGCAGAAGACAGCAUGACUUUCGCAUACUGAGACUGCCCCGAUCCAUGCUUCAGAGACGUUUGUCGAAGGGAGAGAGUACUCUGAGCAGCACUUCUGCCUCUUCA